Molecule: messenger RNA, 1862 nt
Organism: Pseudoliparis swirei
Lineage: Eukaryota; Metazoa; Chordata; Actinopteri; Perciformes; Liparidae
Gene: cmasa
Product: cytidine monophosphate N-acetylneuraminic acid synthetase a
Exons: 8
Coding region: 124-1422 (432 amino acids)
Molecular function (GO): N-acylneuraminate cytidylyltransferase activity
Source: RefSeq, a predicted model, not a curated record
CGGCGGAAGGUCGCCAGUUAACACGGGAGCGCUUUACACACCGUAGCACCGGAAGUGCCUCCAGCUCGGUAUAAAGACGCGUCUCCGGACAACAGCGGUGCUCCUUGUGGUCCGUCCUCCGCCAUGGCCUCCAGGAAGAGAAAGCUCCCGGCGAAGGACAAGCCGCUGCCCGCCAGCAAGCUCACCCGGGCGGCCGGGGGGAAGCGUCACGUGUCGGCCCUGAUCCUGGCGAGGGGGGGCAGCAAGGGGAUCCACCUGAAGAACAUCAAGCUGCUGGCCGGGGUCCCGCUGCUGGGAUGGGUGGUGCGCGCGGCGGUGGACUCCGAGAUGUUCGACAGCGUCUGGGUUUCGACCGACCACGACGAUAUCGAGAAGGUGGCGAAGUCCUGGGGCGCCAAGGUCCACCGCAGGAGCCCCGGAGUCUCCAAAGACUCGUCCACGUCCCUGGAGACCAUCCAAGAGUUCGUCAGGAUCAACCCAGAGAUCGGCGUGGUGUGCAACAUCCAGGCCACCUCCCCCUGCCUCCACCCCUUCCACCUGAAGGAGGCGCUGGAGAUGAUCACGCAGCAGGGCUUCGACUCCGUCUUCUCGGUGGUCCGGAGGCACCAGUUCCGCUGGCAGGAGGUCAAGAAAGGAUCCGGCGAGGAAACCAAACCGCUGAACCUGGACCCGGCCGGCCGGCCGCGGCGCCAGGACUGGGACGGCGAGCUGUGUGAGAACGGAUCCUUCUACUUCACCACGGCGGACAACGUGCUGACCCGGGGACUCCUGCAGGGCGGGGCGGUGGCGUACUACGAGAUGCUGCCCGAGUACAGCGUGGACAUCGACGUGGACAUCGACUGGCCGGUGGCGGAGCAGAGGGUUCUCCGGUACGGCUACUUCGGGCGCGCCACGCCGGAGGUGGUGCGGCUCAUGUUCUGCAACGUCUCCGGGUGUCUGACGGAGGGACGCAUCUUCAUGUCCAAUUCCGGGGAGGAGAUGGUGUCGAUCCACACCAGAGACACCGCCGGCAUCCGCAUGCUGCAGAAGCAACAAAUGGAGGUGGUGCUGUUGACGUCCAAGCUGGACCCGGUGAGCCGCUCGCUGGCCGACAAGCUGGCCGAGAGGACGGGCUGCGAGGUGGCGGAGGUGGGGGAGGAGCCGCUGGAUGACCUGAGGCCGAUGGUGGAGCAGAGGAAGCUGAAGUGGAAGGACGUGGCCUACAUGGGCGUCGACGCGCAGGACGUCAAGUGCCUGAACCUGGCGGGUCUGAGCGCGGUGCCCAGCGACGCCCCGUCGGUCGCCGUCAACGCCACCAAGUACACGUGCCACCGGGCCGGCGGCGCCGGCGCCCUGAGGGAGUUCGCCGAGCACAUCCUCCUGCAGAAGGAGAAGGCCAAGGCGCAGAUGGAGCAGCACCGCAUCGACCGCCAUGACUUCUGAUCCACACGAAGCAUUUCAGUUUCAUCUGGGAUUCAACACUAUUUUUAAUAACGUGACGUUAUUAUUAUGCUCUUUAGAAGUUACAUUCAUUUUUAAUUUUACUACGGAAUAUGAAAUUUACCAGGUUUUGUCGUUGUUGGAAUUCUACCGAAUAAGUACACCUAAGAUGUGAAAUGGAAAGAAAACAAAUAUAUAUGAAUAGAGAUGAAGUAUUUAAAAUGCCUAUGUAUGUAAUAGAUCAUAAGCAUCUUGAGUGUCUAGAAAAGCGCCUCAUAAAAUAUUAGAUGAAGCAUUUUAAACAAAUGUAUAGUUCAAUGUUAAUAUAUUUGUCAUGUUGAUGUCUCAUCUUGGCCCGGUCGCUCUGAUAAAUAUGGAAAUUUAUUUUUGGAUGUGUUGGGAAGGUUUUAAGUCUUAAUUUGAGUAAAUAUUUGGGAAACUGG